Tachyglossus aculeatus (Australian echidna) is the source of this 1077-nucleotide messenger RNA. RefSeq names its product olfactory receptor 7G3-like. The transcript is spliced from 3 exons. Gene Ontology annotation, cellular component: membrane. The annotation marks the transcript as partial. Gene Ontology annotation, biological process: G protein-coupled receptor signaling pathway. The record is from RefSeq and is a predicted model, not a curated record. Gene Ontology annotation, molecular function: G protein-coupled receptor activity; olfactory receptor activity. NCBI's taxonomy places the organism in Eukaryota, Metazoa, Chordata, Mammalia, Monotremata, Tachyglossidae.
ACCCCCAUGUACUUCUUCCUCACCAACCUCUCCCUGGCUGACGUCUGUCUCCUGUCCACCACGGUCCCCAACAUGCUGGUCAAUAUUCAGACCCACAGCAAAUCCAUAUCCUACACUGGCUGCCUGGCGCAAAUAUGUUUCUUCAUUCUGUUCGUAAGUCUGGACCACUUUAUCCUCACCGGGAUGGCUUAUGACCUCUACAUGGCCAUAUGCCACCCCCUCCACUACACCACCAUCAUGAGUCCACGGCUCCGUGCCCUGAUGGUUCCUGGGUCUUGGAUCAUCAGCAGUCUCUAUGCUCUGACACAUACUUUAAUGGUACUUCGAAUAUCCUUCUGUGCAGACAAUAAAAUCCAUCACUUCUUCUGUGAACCUACUCAGAUCAUAAAACUUUCCUGCACUGAUCCACUCAUCAACGAAGUAGUGCUCUUUGUUCUUGGAGCUCUGUUAGGGCUAGGUCCCCUUACAGGCCUUCUGUUCUCUUACAAUCGUAUUUUCUCUACUAUUUUGAGAAUCCCAUCUGCCAGGGGAAGGUAUAAAACUUUCUCCACCUGUGGCUCUCAUCUGUCUGUGGUCUCUUUGUUCAGUGGUACUGGCACUGGGGUCUACUUUGGCCCCCGGUCCCCCCACACGGCCAGAAAAGAAUCUAUAACAUCGGUGAUGUACUCGGUGGUGACCCCCAUGCUGAACCCUUUCAUCUACAGCCUGAGGAACAAAGACAUGAAAGGGGCCCUGAGAAAAUUCCUCAAUAGGAAAUCUGCCUUCUUCCAGAGAUCCCAUAUCAAUUGUUCUAGGAGUUCCCCACCACAAAGCUCAUCCCCCGAGGGUACAGAGGAGGUGGACGGUGUGUGCAAAGCAUAUUGCCCGACCGACCUCAAGACAACCUGCACAGGAGAACUUCAGCCUUCACAUUACUCCGAUAUUGGGACUACAGCAUAUUUCAAACCCACUCCUCGAUGGAAAGCUACAGGGUUUGGGCAUCCUGAGAGUGGGGUGUGUGGCCUCACCCUCCCGAUGAUGGCCCGAUCGUGGUCAGGUCUUCCGGAUGGGAAGUGGAGCCAUGAACUCCGUCCUUGA